AUGCACAGAGAGCACCAGCGGUGUGCUAAAGCCAAGAAAUCGAAGGCUAAGAAGUCGGAACGAAUGGCAGAGGGAGCUGAGGACAGGGGAGAGGAGGAAAGUGUGGUCGUCGUUCGAAGACCCAAGAUGAAGGCAACGAAGCAGGACGUAGAAAUGGCCAAGGUUUCUGAGGGAGAGUCGUUCGAUUUCGAGUCUAUAAAGGAGGAGGAUUCAGAGAUGGUGGACAUGACCUUGGGUGUGGACGCCGAGGUCGGUACUUCUUCCCGACCUGACAAAGGCAAGGUGCAGGCAACUCCAGCCAUCGUCAUUGAACGACCAACACCAACACCCCCAGUUCAACCCAAGUUGAGUCUGGCCAUGGAUGAAAUGCCCACUGUGCCCGAUGUCGGCCAAUCAUCAGAUGCCAGUGAUAUUUUUAUGAACUGA
Molecule: messenger RNA, 426 nt
Organism: Laccaria bicolor S238N-H82
Lineage: Eukaryota; Fungi; Basidiomycota; Agaricomycetes; Agaricales; Hydnangiaceae
Exons: 2
Coding region: 1-426 (141 amino acids)
Source: RefSeq, a predicted model, not a curated record